AUGUCUUGUACCGAUCUGCAGGCAGUAUGGCCCAUGCCAACAUUAUCUACAAAGGUUCCUGUUGUUCCUGUGUCUGAUAUGGAUUGGGGUAAAUGCUCCAAUAUCAAACAAGAUAGGACGGAGAUAUCAGCAUUAACAGCUACGGAAGUGGGCAAUUUAUUGAAAAAAUGCUCUGAUUCAGAUCGUAUGACACCACUUAUGUAUGUAAUUGAUCCUUUCGAAGAAAGGAAGAAAAUCCUCAAGAGUACCAUAUCCAAGUACGAUAUUUUUGAUGAGGUAAAUGUAACAAAAUCAUAUUCCGAGUUAAUUUCAAUUGCCAAAGGGAUAGAUUUUUCUGUUACAAUGGAAGACAUUUUGGAAAUAGAAAAGGCUUCUAGGCACCAGAGUGAAAAUAGAAACUGGUCCCCAUCAACUGUAUUUAUGGAAACAAUAAUUAAAAAUUCAGAAGCAAGCCAAUUUCUCAGAGACAUAUCAGAAGAAAUCAAUUGUAACAGUACCCCGUUGGAAUCAUGCUGCAAGGCAGUUUUAGAGUCUCUUAAGGAAACUGAUAUAAUGAAGGUGGCCAUUGAUUAUCCACAGGGAUCUGAUAAAUGGAAAGAAGAAAGACAACUCAGAAUCACUGGCAAAGAGAAUCACAAUCGUGACUUAAAACGUGCAGCAUAUACUAAGCUGGUUGAAAAAUUGAAAACAAUAGACCCAAGGGCUGACAAAGAUGCGGUUGUGAAAAAAAUAAACAACAUUCGCUCUACUUACAAAAAAGAGCGUAAGAAGAUCGCUGAUUCAAAAAAAUCAGAAGCAGGAACCCAAGAAGUGUAUAAACCAAAACUAUGGUAUUACUCUAUGUUGCUGUUUUUGGAUGACCAAGAAGAACCAAGACGUUCACGUUUGAAUAUGGACGACGAAUCCACAGACAACGGUAAGACAACGAGUUCUUUAUAUUAUUACAUGAAUAAAUAA
Messenger RNA from Phaedon cochleariae (mustard beetle), 957 nucleotides. Lineage: Eukaryota; Metazoa; Arthropoda; Insecta; Coleoptera; Chrysomelidae. The record is from the annotation of a GenBank genome assembly.